Messenger RNA from Mollisia scopiformis, 784 nucleotides. RefSeq names its product cofilin/tropomyosin-type actin-binding protein. Gene Ontology annotation, molecular function: actin filament binding. The record is from RefSeq and is a predicted model, not a curated record. Gene Ontology annotation, biological process: regulation of actin filament polymerization. The transcript has a single exon. NCBI's taxonomy places the organism in Eukaryota, Fungi, Ascomycota, Leotiomycetes, Helotiales, Mollisiaceae. Bases 174 to 614 code for a protein of 146 amino acids. Gene Ontology annotation, cellular component: plasma membrane; site of polarized growth; cortical actin cytoskeleton.
CUUUGAAUCCUGAAGUCUGCCCUUCCUUUCAAUUGCCUCCAUUUUACCUUCAACCUCUUUCUCGGAGUCCAAAAAGCAAACCUCACUUUUGCAACCUAUAAGUAAAUUCAACACUCAAUCUCUAUCCGCAACCCCACCACUCCAACCCCGCUACAUACAAUCCAUCCCUCAAAAUGUCCGGCGCCGACUCCCCAGAAAUCCUCGCCGCCUACGACGCCGUCCGCUCCGACAAAGACGAAACAAACUGGCUCAUCAUAUCCUACGCCUCGGCCGUAGGCGACAAAUUAACCCUCUCCUCGACCGGGACUGGCGGGAUCUCCGAACUAGCAGAGAAACUGGACCCCUCACAAGCACAAUAUGCCUACGUGCGGGUAGAAUACGCCAAUGACACCGAGAGCAAGCGGGUCAAGUUCGUGAUGGUGAUCUGGAUCGGCGAGGGGACCAAGGUGAUGCGGAAAGCGAGGGUGAGUAUUGAGAGUGGGGCUGUGAAGAGGGUUUUGGGGCAUCAUAGUAUUCAGGUUGAUGCGAGGGAGAAGUCGGAUUUGAAAGAGGAUGAUAUUGUGGUGCGGUUGCGGAAAGCUGGGGGCGCGGAUUAUAAUGGUGGGAGAGGAUAGAUGUGUGUUGGGAAAGAGGAAUUGGGCGUUAUGUUUACAUGGAGGAGGGGUGGUUGAUUGCAGCAUUUGCGGGCGUAGUGGGAUCUGUUAGUCAGAUACUUCUGGUCUCCAUCGAAUGUUAGAUCAUGUUCAAAUGAUAUACCUGGUAGACAUUACUUGGCUUAGUGGUA